GUGGGUCCGCCUGCUAUUCCAGGUGGCACGAAAGCUGUGCUCUGCGAGCAUCGCGGCGACUGGAAGUGGCUGGUCCAGUUCUACAACUUGUGGGACAUCGCCCUGGACCGCGAGUUCGAGAGACGAUCUAGCGAGGAUGCACUGGUCAAUACCAUGGGUGAUCUGAUUCUUUGGUGUUGGCAAGAUGAGCGAGCAGCUCCACAGGGCUACAUCCAG
Messenger RNA from Symbiodinium necroappetens, 216 nucleotides. The record is from the annotation of a GenBank genome assembly. NCBI's taxonomy places the organism in Eukaryota, Dinophyceae, Suessiales, Symbiodiniaceae.